This is a messenger RNA of Glossina fuscipes, 2170 nucleotides long. RefSeq lists its product as uncharacterized. The transcript is spliced from 5 exons. Lineage: Eukaryota; Metazoa; Arthropoda; Insecta; Diptera; Glossinidae. The record is from RefSeq and is a predicted model, not a curated record. The coding region runs from base 640 to 1779 and encodes 379 amino acids.
CAUCAUUCAUUUGUUUGAAUAGUUUUUGAAAAGUUAUUUGUCACGCAUUCUAACUUCAGUCAUUCUAUGACUGUUAAACAGUGUAAACGUGACAAGUAACAACAAAAUGAGUAAAUUAAUGCUUUGUACAUAAAUGUGUUUAUCAGUGCAUAAGUUGUAAUCACGAUUAAAUAAUUACGAAAUAAGAAAAAAAAAAAUAUCUCUAACAUAAUUUUUCAAAAACAAAAAAAAAAUUAAUAACAAAAAAAAUAUAUUUAUUCAUGGUGUUUUUUUUUUUUUUUUUCAUUUCAUCUUGCAACAAUGAAGUUAUAAUGAUGGGGAAUGAUGUCAUUAUUUACUCUUGAUAGCAUCAUAAAAAACUUCAUUAUAAAUCUCGUAGACAUACUUUCAUGUUUUUGCGGGUAUGCGUGCAUGUGUAUGCGCGCGUGUGUGUGUGUGUGUGUGUGUAUGAAUAAAGAUGUGCCGUUUCGACCGCAUAUAUUUAUAUAUGUGUGUGCGUUCAUGUGUCAGUAUGCUUGAGAGUGAUGUAUGCCGAGUGUUUAACAAAUUGAAUACGUAGAGGAACUUAAUACAACAAUAAUAGCGUCACACACAAAUUGCUGAAUAAAGGCCGACCAUAUAUCUUACACAAUAUUCAACAUGGAUAAAGGAAUUUACAACAGCCACAAUAACAACAGCAAUAACCGCAGCAGCAGCCAUUACAAUCAAAAUAAUAAUAUUUAUAUAUUAAAUUCAGAUCAAACAAUUUUAUCACAUGGAACGGACAUUUUUAACACCAAUUCAUCUUCUUAUGCUGGUUACCAUUACGGACCAAUACCGCAAACUUUAACUAAUCAAAGUAGUAAACCGUUAGCAUACACAUCAGCUUUGUCGUCGUUAUCGUCAAAUGUAACGCCAUGCACUACAUCGACAGCAUCAAUGUGUUCGCCUGCAGCGAAUGCUUUACAAAAGUUAUUCAAAUGCAGUACUAGUCUUAUGACCAAUAAAUCAAACCACAAUACUAAACAUCAAAAUCAUCAUCAUCGUCAUCGUCAUCAUCAUUCUCGCCUACAGCAGCAACAACAACAACACCAACAACAGCAACAACAACGAGAGCAACAACCGAAUACAGAACAUGCAGAGUCGUCCUCAUUGCUUAGUAGAGCGUGUAUCGGUAGCACCUACACGUUUAUCGGCAGCAAUAAAACACUAAAAACCAAUUUAAGUGGCAACAAAUCACAAUUGCUGGCCAAAAAAACGAAAUUCUGGAAAUUAUUGGAAAAUGAGGGAACGAAAAAUAGUAAAAGUUCGCAAACGAAUAGUAAUUUCAAAUACUGGCACGAAUGCUGUAACGGGGAUAAAAUCAAACAUUUGUCGCCUCAGCAUAAAAAUGCUGAAGAUUUAUGGCCUCUGACUUGCAGUCUAUGCGAUAAUUGCCGUUGCAUGGAUUGUCAGAGCGGUUACUUCGACUACGAUUAUGAAACUGAUAGUGAUUCGGAAUAUUCAUUGCAUUUAAGUGAUAAUGAAUUUGAAUCACAAAAUUUCGAUUUAAUAAGUUUACAGAAAUUAGAUUUGACUGAUGAUAACUGCAAUGAAUGCAAUGAAUGCCAACGACAGUUAGAUGAUGAAGGGAAAAGAAAUCAACCAGCACUCAACAAUGUCAAGGACAAUAAAAUCAAUAGCUAUAAUAGUAGUAAACAAAAAAUAACCAACAAAUCAACAAUAGAUAACGAUGAUGAUGAGAGUUCGUCGGUUUGUUUACUUACAAAGCAAGCACAAAAUUUAAAUGCGAUUGAAUAAUAACAACAGCAACAGCAUUGUUUUCAUUUUUUCGCUUGAAACAAUAAUACGAACAAUAACAACAACAAAAGCAACAGUAACUUGGAAAAACUUGGCGAUUUGAUAUAAAAAAUAAAAGAUAUUCAGAUAGUACAUCUCCUUUGCUCGCUCUGCCUUCUUACCUAUAUCUAAGAUUAUUAGUUACAUGUGCAACACACGAGAGAGGUCAUAGCAACCGAAACUUUAUUAAUUGUAAGCCUUGCUAAAAAGUAGUGCAUUAGAAUUGAGUCGAAUCAAAACUUAUGCUUAACGAUGAUAUUAAACCAAGCGUAAUACAAAUAUUACAACAAUGGACAACACAACAACACAAACAGAUCAUUAAUUAACCUUGCAGCAUAAUCAAAAACGAUUG